UAUCCACAGAGAAAGCAGCACAAUCUCAAGCGACAACAAGGAAACCCGAGCAUUUUUUAUAUUUUUUUGCAAUGCAUUGUUAUUUAUCUUUGCUAUUUGGAAUCUAACGUCCUCAAAUGAGUACGCAGGGUUUCAGGAGGAUAGACAUAAUUUGUGUUUUAACCUCACAGACAAGCGUCUUUUUGACAAUUUGUCAAAAUGUGGACUCGCCGGCUGCUCUUUAGGAUUCUUUUUGUAAGAUUUGUCAAGAAACCGGACGCUUGGAUUUUUUUCCCCUAAGUGAGCCAUGGAUUGCUACUUCCUAUCGUCGGUUUGUGCCUAGCUGAGACCUCAAGCUUGGGUGGCGUGAUGACAUCAUUUCAGCGGAGACACCCAAUAAUCCGCACGGUCAAAGCAGUCAUGAGGUCUGGAAAUAUUUUGAAAUAUGGACUGAUCAUCCUGACCCUGUUUGGCUUCAUCUUCCUGCUGCAAAAUAUUUCAAAUGAGGAGAACUGGAAGUACCACGCAGGGGCAGCACUGUACAAGUUCCAGAACCGGAUCCAAUCAAUCACCUGUCAACGCCGCCCGACCUUUCACCAAAAUCACUCCUUCUGUUCCCAUCUUGGCCAGCCGCCGUCAUCGAUGGAAGCGCUGGAGGAGCAGGAACUUUUGGACAUGAUCGAGUGGCCCCGACUGCCCUCCGGCUCGGUGACCCCCGCCCUUUCACAGAGCAGCGACCCUGCGCACAGCCUCUUUUCUAUCGUCCCCUCCAAAAAUGGAAAACGUUGGUGUGUUGGAGACCAACUGGAAGCGCUGGUCCACCUGCACGACUUCAAGGGCCGACCCAAGCGCUACGGCGGCGAUUUCCUGUUGGCUCGCUUGCACUGGCGAGAGUACGAGGCUGGCGUGGUCGGGCGAGUGCUGGACCACGAGAACGGACUUUAUACAGUUCGUUUUCCCCUGCUGUGGGAGGGUUCGGCUCAGGUGGAGGUCACCAUGGUGCACUCGAGCGAGGCCGUGGCGGUGCUGCGGCGGUUGAGGGAGAAACGGCCCGAUCGGGUCUUCUUCGUCAGCCUCUUUCGCUUAGGCCUUUAUUCAGAGACGACGGUGUGCAACGUGUGCCUUCCGCAGGACCAUGGCCCGCUGUGCAACUAUACAGACCUUCGCACAGGCGAGCCGUGGUACUGCUACAAGCCGAAAGGGCUCAGCUGCGACACCCGGAUCAACCAUGCUAAAGGAGGGUACCUCAAAAAAGUCAUCACCAAGAAGGAAGCUUUGCUCUUUCAGAGUGGCCUGAACGUCAAAGUUCCCAUCCAAGCUUCUGGAACCGACACCAUCAAAGUGCUGACCUCCAGGAAAGAAAACAGCAGUGAAAAUCUGGAUCCUGCGAAGUUAGCGACGUCGGGGUACUACUACCGGGGCGCUUGGAGGCCAUUGGAAGGCAUCACCAUGCAGCAGUUUGACAGGGCGUCUGCAGUCACUCGGUGUUUGGCUAACAAGAGAGUCAACAUGUAUGGGGAUUCCACCAUGCGCCAGUGGUUUGAGUACCUGCUCACUAUACUUCCAGAAAUGAAGGAAUUCAACCUGGAGAGUCCGAAAAAAGUUGGACCCCUAAUGGCGGUGGACAGCACACACAACAUCCUGUUGCAGUAUCGCUGCCACGGCCCACCCAUCCGCUUCUCCACUGUCCUGGCCAGCGAGUUGCGCUACAUCGCCAACGAGCUGGACGGCCUUACCGGCGGGCCCAACGCAGUUGUGGCCAUCAGCAUCUGGUCUCACUUCAGUACCUUCCCCGUGGAGGUGUACAUACGCCGCCUCCGACACAUCCGCAAGGCUGUGGUGCGACUCCUGGACCGGGCGCCAGGGACGACGGUGGUGGUCCGCACGGCCAACCCUCAGGCUUUGGAUCACGACGUCAGCCUGUACAAUAGCGACUGGUUUUCAUUGCAGCUGGACGAGGUGCUUCGCGCCAUGUUCAAGGAUCUGGACGUUUUGCUGGUGGACGCCUGGCAGAUGUGUGUGGCGCACCACCAACCACACCAUCUGCACCCUCCUGCAGCCAUUGUGAAGAACAUGGUAGAGUUGAUGUUGUCCUACGUUUGUCGAGACAGGACCAGAACGAAGCUAUGACUUUGGAAAGCAAAAAUAGUUAUGAAAUGGUAAUGCAAAAGUCAACAAAACAAAACAUAUUGGAAACAUUUGGCGAUUUUGAACAGGGGAACUUAUUUUUUGCCUUUUAAAAGUAUGACUUUAUUCUCUAAAUAGUACAGCUUCCGUAGCAUACAUUGUUUUAAUUUAUUGAGGAAAAACGUUACAGAAAUGACUAAAGGACAUGCAGCUACCAGCCAAAGAGGUGCUCAUAGAUGUCCAGUCCAUUUCAACUGGAGGGAUGGCAGCAAUCAUUUGCUUUUUUUUUUUUUUUUUUUUUUGGAAGGGGGGUGCAAACCCCAUGAGUGAAAGUUUCUGAGGUGAGAGUUGAUUUAAAAUCUUGGCUUCAGCAAUAAUAAAAUACUUCCGUUUCAUUGCCAUUGAAGGUGAUAGAUGUCCAAUCCAUUUGAACUGAGGGGAUGGCAGAAAUCGUUUGCUUUAGUGUUGCACCGAUACCUGGCUGUGCAGUAUCGGCCGAUAUCAUACUGAUACCACUUUGUUUAAAAUUUAUAUGGUCAAGUAUUCUGCUGUCUAUGUAUAUGGCUGAAAACACUCAGGUGACUUGAAAUUCCGCUCUGAGACCCCCAAUUUGGCCAAAUUUCAAAACUGUUCGAUAUGCAUGUGUGAUACAUCAUUGGAAAAAUUAAAAUCUCAAUUUUCUUGGGGAAGAAAGGUUUUGGACAGGAGGGCAUUUAAAAAAAAAAAAAAACAAAGUUUUUUAAACACCAAAACCCUAUACGGAGGUGAGAGCACGCAAGAGCAGAUUUAUAGACGCCAUGACUUUAACGAGAUAUUAUCGCGUACUUACCUCUUUUCGAUCCAAAAACUCCAUGUCGCAUGUAUCACUGAGUGUCAAGACACAGCUGUGAAUGGCCACAGCUGGAUUUUUGGGGGAUUUUAUGGGUUAAACAUGGUAAUGUAACAAGGGUCGUGAUGCAGAAAUCGCAGACAUCAAGGAACGGUCGAGAUUUUCUUUUUCAUAAAUUUACCCUUUAAAAUGUUUUUUUAUUUUUUUUUCUUAGUUUGGAUCGAUUAUUUAUCAUCUAAAAUAUCAGGAAAAAUGCGACAGUAACAAAAAAAUACAAUUUAGUGAAAGUUAUUAGGUAAAUAUCCAUGACUUUUUUUACAGACACCAUUUUUUUCAUUGUGACGUAAUUUGUUUAAAAGUUUAAAAUAUGCGAGUGAAUAAUUUUUUAAAGUCUUUUUUUUUUUUUUUUUUUUUUAAACAAAAUAUU
This is a messenger RNA of Corythoichthys intestinalis (scribbled pipefish), 3362 nucleotides long. It is a transcript of the gene nxpe3, whose product is annotated as neurexophilin and PC-esterase domain family, member 3. The coding region runs from base 349 to 2109 and encodes 586 amino acids. The transcript has 6 exons. The record is from RefSeq and is a predicted model, not a curated record. Lineage: Eukaryota; Metazoa; Chordata; Actinopteri; Syngnathiformes; Syngnathidae.